AUGACGUAAAGAGCAGAGAGAGUUGGAGGGUUCGGGUAAAAAUGGCUGAAUAUUUAGCUUCGAUAUUCGGGACUGAAAAGGACAAGGUUAACUGCUCUUUUUACUUUAAGAUCGGGGCCUGCCGGCACGGGGACCGGUGCUCCCGGCUUCACAACAAACCGACUUUCAGCCAGACCAUAGUGCUUCUCAACCUGUACCGGAAUCCACAGAACACCGCCCAAACCGCAGACGGAUCGCACUGUCACGUGAGCGACGUGGAGGUGCAAGAACACUAUGAUAACUUCUUCGAGGAGGUGUUCACGGAGCUGCAGGAGAAGUACGGGGAGAUUGAAGAGAUGAAUGUGUGCGACAACCUGGGGGAUCACCUCGUGGGCAAUGUCUAUGUCAAGUUUCGGCGGGAAGAGGAUGCAGAGCGGGCAGUGGCUGAACUCAAUAACCGCUGGUUCAACGGGCAGGCCGUGCAUGCUGAGCUCUCUCCUGUCACCGACUUCCGGGAGUCAUGCUGCCGGCAGUAUGAGAUGGGGGAAUGUACCCGCGGGGGCUUCUGCAACUUCAUGCACCUGCGGCCCAUCUCCCGGAACCUCCGACGUCAGCUGUAUGGGCGGGGACCCAGGCGCAGACUAGCUCUGAGCACCGUCCAAAGACCAGCGCCUGAGUCUCAACCCCCAAACCAGCUGGGACUCCAAAGCCCCAAACCCAAGACCAGUCUGGAUCUCCAGUCCGGAGAUCAGUCCCUGAGAACCUGUCCUGAUACCACGCAGGAACUCUGGUUACCUGCCCCAUCCCAGAGCAGAGAGGCAGACCCGGGGAAUGGUGCCGUACUCCUUCCAGCUCUAACCCUCAUCUCUCUACUCCUGUCCCCAGGUCGCCCCCGAGGUCCCAUACCGGCCACCGUCCCCGAGAAAGAAACCGACGACGUUCCCCAGACCACCGGCAUGGCCGCUUCUGAGACCCUGGCUCCCUUGAUCUCCACCCUUGACAGGCAUAAAUGUUCCUGGCCAGGACCCCUCCUGAAAGCUCCCUUAACCCCCCAGUGCCAUCUUCCCUAGGCUCCGGGGCUCCAUGAUGUAAAUCUGUUCAACACAGGGACCUUCUCUCACCACCCCUCCCCUAAUAAAGUUCUGUAUUGAGGGUUUA
This is a messenger RNA of Callorhinus ursinus (northern fur seal), 1137 nucleotides long. It is a transcript of the gene U2AF1L4, whose product is annotated as U2 small nuclear RNA auxiliary factor 1 like 4. Gene Ontology annotation, biological process: mRNA splicing, via spliceosome. Gene Ontology annotation, cellular component: U2AF complex. The record is from RefSeq and is a predicted model, not a curated record. Lineage: Eukaryota; Metazoa; Chordata; Mammalia; Carnivora; Otariidae. Gene Ontology annotation, molecular function: RNA binding; metal ion binding.